Molecule: messenger RNA, 3588 nt
Organism: Labrus mixtus (cuckoo wrasse)
Lineage: Eukaryota; Metazoa; Chordata; Actinopteri; Labriformes; Labridae
Product: pappalysin-1-like
Exons: 7
Coding region: 1-2373 (790 amino acids)
Molecular function (GO): metallopeptidase activity
Source: RefSeq, a predicted model, not a curated record
AUGAAGGGCCUUUACGACAAAUGUUUCUACGCCUCCAGUGACCGGGGCUGGCUGCUUGGCAUCCAGGCAGUCAGUGAGCAUGGGAAUCGUGACCCCCGCUUCUUCUUCUCCCUGAAAACUGACCGUGCCCACAAAGUGACCUCCAUCCACUCCAAUGCUCGCUAUGUUCCCAACCAAUGGGCACAUGUGGCAGUGACAUAUGACGGCGUGUACAUGAAGCUCUUUGUCAAUGGCGCCCAAGUUGGCGUCAGUCGGGAGCAAUCGGGCGAUGUAUUCAGCCAUUUGACCAAAAAGUGCAAAGUGCUGAUGAUUGGAGGGAAUGCACUGAAUCACAAUUACAGGGGGGCAGUGGAAAGGGUGGGACUAUGGAGGCAGGCCCGAGGGCAGAGGCAUAUUAUAAGGGAUAUGCAGGGCCACGAGGACCCCCUAGAUCUACCUCAGCUGGUAAUUCGGGAAACGUUCGAGCACCCAGGUCGGAAGUGGCUGACUGUCAAAGAUGGUAGCUUUCCUCAGCCUGAGCAGGGAGGGAUUGGACGAUUAGGGUUUCUGGGUGGCGGUGGAGCGGGUAAUUCUGAGGAAUUAUUGGACACAAAACUGGAACCGCCAACUUGUGGGCAAACUGUCUGCGACAAUGUCGAGGUCAUCAAAAACUACAACCAGCUUUGGACCUUCCGUCGGCCCAAGAAAAUACGAUAUCGAGUCAUAAAUAUUUGGGAUGAUGCACGAAUACGGCCGACCGUAUCAGAUCACCAGAUCAGCCUACAGCACCAGCAGCUGAAUGAUGCCUUUAGCCCCUACAACAUCACAUGGGAGCUUAGCAUUCACAAUGUGACCAAUUCCUCCCUUCGAAACCGAUUGAUUCUCGCUAACUGCGACAUCAGCAAAGUUGGGGAUGAUGCAUGCGACCCGGAAUGCAACCAUCCCCUGACAGGCUAUGAUGCAGGUGAUUGUAUGUCCGGGCACCGGAGUCGUUGCCCUGAGCACAAGCAGGGGAAUGGUGUAUGUGAUCCUGAAUGUAACUGGGAAAACUUCUUCUAUGACCUUGGAGACUGCUGUAAUCCCAACGUGACGGAUGUGACUAAGACCUGCUUCAACCGCUCUUCUCCACACAAAGCCUAUCUGGAUGUGAAAGAGCUGAAAGAGAUCCUGCAUUUGGACGGCUCGACUCACCUGAACGUCUUCUUUGCCAAUUCUUCUGAUGAAGACCUGGCGGGGGUUGCCACCUGGCCCUGGGACAAAGAGGCUCUUACACAUUUGGGUGGGAUUGUGCUCAACCCUUCCUUCUAUGGUACAUUCGGUCACACUGACACGAUGGUCCAUGAGAUCGGCCACAGUCUCGGACUUUACCACGUGUUUCGAGGAAUAUCCGAAAUCGAGUCGUGUAACGACGCGUGUUUGGAGACCGAGCCCUCGAUGGAGACCGGAGAUUUGUGCGCGGACACCAACCCUACUCCCAAAUACAAGGGCUGCCACGAUCCUGAGCCGGGCAACGAAACCUGCGGCUGUCGGCAUUUCACGCACACGCCAUUUAACAACUACAUGAGCUAUGCAGAUGACGCCUGUACAGACUCCUUCACACUGAACCAGGUGGCGAGGAUGCACUGCUACCUGGAUCUCAUCUACCAGACCUGGCAACCCGCCUCCAAACCUCCUCCAGUGCCCAUGGCGCCCCAAGUGGUUGAGCAGCAUCAUAAUUCAAUCACCCUGGAAUGGUUUCCACCCAUAUCUGGACACUUUUAUGACAGAGAAGUGGGAUCAGUGUGUGAUAAAUGCACUGAAGGGAGAGUUCUGCUGCAGUACGCCUCCAAUUCGUCCUCGCCGAGACCUUGUGCCCCCUCUGGACACUGGUCCCCCCGAGAGGCCGAAGGCCCUCCAGAUGUGGAGCAGGCUUGUGAGCCAAGUGUGCGCACCUGGAGUCCCAACGCAGGAAUCGAGCAAGGUGUUGUCGGCCUGUCGGAAUGCCCCCUCCAAGGCUGCAUGCUUCAGCUGGAGUUCCUCUACCCGCUGGUUCCAGACUCCCUGACUGUGUGGGUCACUUUCUUCAGUCCCGAGGAAACGGCACUACCAGCAAUCCACAACAUCUUACUACUGACUGUCAGGGGGAACAACAUUUCUUUGGGCCCCAGUAAUGUCUUCUGUGACACCCCACUAACUCUGAAGCUAGACAUAGAGGAAGAGGUGUACGGGGUUCAGUUUUUCACAAUGGAACAACACCUUGAGAUUGAUGCCACCCUCAUGGCAUCCAAGCCAGACUGUGCACUCUGUCGGCAUUGCCAGCCACUUCGCUACCACCUAUUGCGCCAACCUCCCUUUAACCAUGCUCCACACGGUCUUUUGUUGAAUGAACCUACCCGACGAUACACAGACAGGUGAGUAAACUGAUGGAUGGAUAUUAAUGCUCACAGAUCUGAAUGUGUCAGCCAGAUGCAUAAGACUCCAUAUGGUUGUGUCUUUGUUUUGGUUUGAAAGCCAAGCAUUUAAACAGAGGAAGAUAGUCUGAAGAUACAUUGCACAUGCUUUAGUUUGAAAAAACUAACAAAGCAUUUAGUUUUUAUAAGUUUAGAAUGGCUGAGUGACUGCCAUUUGGCUUCCUGCUUAAGUGAUGUUAUUAGGGUAUUUUGGACGCCCUAGUAAGAAGCCGUUUGUCUGUCUGUGGAAUGCAUCCACAAAAAAUAUUGGUGUAAUACCAGAUAUCCUUCCCAAUACCCCCAGGAGCGCUAGCUAGCCACCACUGCUAUUGCAGUUUCAAAUCUCCAGUCCAACAUUUGUUUCCUAUGUCACAGGUCAAUGCCUGCCCACAUUUGUUUUUUUCCAUGUUCCAUGAAGCAAAGGCAAACAGAUGGCUUGUUAAAGGUAUUAUCUGCACACUGUGGUGAGAGUUUAGUGCUUUGCUUUCAUGGAAUUUGCUGACUCGAUAAAGAUUGUGCUAUACAUGGCACCGCUGCGUGUUAUGCCAUCUCACUAUCGUGCUGUCAGCGCGGUUCACAUGAGAAGGAAAGUGCUUGAUAAUGGGCGAAAGGGUGAGUAUGCAUGUUAUGCAAGAUUGAGUGAUGAUACCCAAGUUGCAUUAAGUGGACUUACACAAUUUCCUGAUUGUGUGGCAGUGACUGGUAGAAGGCUGUCUGCAGUAAAGACGUAUUUAUUUGGGGUUUGGCACACUUCAGUGAUUAUUGAUGUACUGUAGGUAGUUUCGUUGCUGUGGUAUAUUAUACUAGCUGUGGUUGCAUUCCAGUGGUGGUGGUCAGUGGCACUGGCUGACUAUUUUCUGUAGUGAGAGCAUAUGGGAUCUUGUCUCUCUUAAGAAUUCUAGCCACCAAUUUCUUUAACAUGUUCCAAUUUAGAAUAAGUGCAACACCGUAAAAUAUACAACAUGAGAUAUAUUGCUCUGUUUAUUUAGUAAGCAUUUACUUAGAAAAGUUGGGAAUAAAAAGUAAUGAUGCAAACAAGAGAGAGCAUUGUAAAGGGAUACUUUGUGGGGAUGGUUAACUCCAAUGUUUGAGCAUCAGUAAAUGGUAAAUGCAUUGAUUUAGUGUCUUACUCUUUUGAGAGGGAAACCAAUACAUUCAUAUUUUAUAUUUUGUGCUUUGG